Messenger RNA from Trichomonas vaginalis G3, 1599 nucleotides. Its product is annotated as guanylate cyclase protein. The record is from RefSeq and is a predicted model, not a curated record. NCBI's taxonomy places the organism in Eukaryota, Parabasalia, Trichomonadida, Trichomonadidae. Gene Ontology annotation, biological process: intracellular signal transduction; receptor guanylyl cyclase signaling pathway; cGMP biosynthetic process. Gene Ontology annotation, molecular function: peptide receptor activity; guanylate cyclase activity. Bases 1 to 1599 code for a protein of 532 amino acids. The transcript has a single exon.
AUGAUGAAGAUGAGUAUUCCUAAAUUCAUUGAAUACUUCCAUAAACUCAGAUUAGGCGGUCAUGAAAAGAAUGAAUUACCUUUCACAGGAAUGACAAAUGCUCUCAAAACAGCAUCAAAAAUCCUUGCAUGCAAAGAUAAAGAAGAGCCACCAACAACAAUCCCAGAAAGUGCUCAUUGCUUCACUGCUGCUGUUCAAUUGUAUUUGACAUCAGGUUUCUUACUGAAGAAUUUGGCCUUCGUGUCAAUGGAGAAUGAAUCUGAAAGAACAUAUCCAGUUCCAAAUGAUCCAGAAUUCGAACAGAUUUGGCAGAUUGGUCCUAUUGAAUUAUAUGAAGCUUUCUUCUUCAGAAUUGGCAAAUCAUUAGUAUCAGAGAUCAUGGAUGGUAUCAAUAGUUAUGGAUCAAUUAUCUUCGGUGUUGGAUUUGCAUGCAUUGCUUUAUCAUUUAUAUUCAUGUGUGUUGCAAUUAUAUUAAUCCACAAAGAAGAUAUCUUAUUGACAUUCACAAUGAGAUUGCUGUUAUUCUGCCCACCAAGAGUUGUUUUGUCUAACUCAAGAAUUAUGGAUUUGAUUGCAGGUGAUUAUGAUAACAAAGAUGCUGCAAAUACUGCUAAGCAUCUUGCAUAUUCUAAUGAAGUUAUGAACAAGUUGAAUGACUGUGUCAUGGUUUUACAUGAUGAUGAGUUUCAUAAAAUCAUCAGUAUUAACUCUGCUUUCGAAGAAACAUUUGAUAUUUUACCAGAAGAUUUGAUCGGUAAAAAUGCAAAAGAAUUCUUUACAAAUGAAAGAUUCCAAGGCAAAGUUGAUACAGUUUUGGCAACAAUCACAAAUCUCCAGUUUGAGAAAGAUGGAAACACUGUUUUCAUGGAAUUCACCCCUGUGAUUGUCAAUGGAACAAAGAUCAUUUCUGGAAGAGAUCACACACAAAAUAUUUUACAUGAACAAUUAAUUGAAGAAGAGAGAAAGAAGUCAGAUACAAUGUUGGCUUCCAUUUUGCCUGCUUCAUUAGUUUCUCGUGUACAAGCUGGAGAAAAGAAUAUUUCAUUCUCUGUUCAAUCAGUCACUGUUAUGUUCUUUGAUGUUGUUGAAUUCACUCCAUGGUGUGGUUCUCAUGAUGCUCAGUAUGUCAUGAGAAUGUUGAAUAUUGUGUUCAAAGAAAUGGAUGCAAUUACAAAUGCACAUAAAACAAUGACAAAGAUUAAAUGCAUUGGUGAUUGCUACAUGGCUGCAGGCGGUAUUUUCGAUGAAGUAAAUCAGCCUCAAAUUCAUGCAAGAGAAGUUGUUGAUUUCGGCUGUUUGGCAAUUAAGAAACUAUUAGAAAUCGAUGCAAAUGAAAAUGAGAACCUUAAGAUCAGAGUUGGUAUCAAUACAGGCGGUCCAAUUGUUGCGGGUGUUAUUGGAACAGAGAAACCAACAUUCGAAAUUCUUGGCCCGCCAAUCAACAUUGCACAUGAAAUGGAACAUCACGGUAUUCCAAUGAAGGUCCACAUCUCUAGACCUGUCUAUGAGUUCAUUUAUGGUGGACAGUUCAGUAUUAAAGAGAGAGGUGAAAUUGAAGUCAAAGGCGGAAAGAUGUUCACUUAUUUAGUAGAUCCAUGA